AUGGCUUCAAGAUCUUAUUCCAUAGGAGUAAACAAUGUCACUGAAUUCAUUUUCUUGGGUCUUUCUCAGAACCCAGAUGUUGAAGAAGUAUGCUUUCUUGUGUUCUCCUUCUUUUACAUGGUCAUAGUGCUGGGAAACCUCCUCAUUAUGCUUACAGUUUGCACUGGUAAUCUUUUCAAGUCCCCCAUGUAUUUUUUCCUCAACUUUCUAUCUUUUGUGGACAUUUGCUACUCCUCAGUCACAGCACCCAAGAUGAUUGGUGACCUGUUAGUGAAGAAAAAAACUAUCUCCUAUGUGGGGUGCAUGUUACAACUCUUUGGUGUUCAUUUCUUUGGUUGCACUGAGAUCUUCAUUCUUACCGUUAUGGCCUAUGAUCGAUAUGUGGCCAUCUGUAAACCCCUCCACUACAUGACUAUCAUGGACCGUGACAGAUGUAACAAGAUGUUGCUGGGCACAUGGGUGGGUGGGUUCUUUCACUCCAUUAUCCAAGUUGCUCUGGUGGUACAGCUCCCCUUUUGUGGACCCAAUGAGAUUGAUCACUACUUCUGUGAUGUACACCCUGUCCUGAAACUUGCCUGCACAGAUACUUACAUUGUUGGUGUUGUUGUGACAGCCAACAGUGGUACCAUUGCACUGGGCAGUUUUGUUAUCUUACUAAUCUCAUAUACAGUUAUUCUGGUGUCUCUGAGAAAACAGUCAGCAGAAGGCAGACGCAAAGCUCUCUCCACCUGUGGUUCCCACAUUGCUGUGGUCAUCAUCUUUUUUGGUCCCUGUACAUUCAUGUAUAUGCGGCCUGACACUACCUUCUCAGAGGAUAAGAUGGUGGCUAUAUUUUACACAAUUAUCACUCCCAUGCUGAACCCUCUGAUUUACACUCUGAGAAAUGCAGAAGUAAAGAAUGCAAUGAGGAAACUGUGGGCUAGAAAGGUUUUCUGGCAGACUACAGGAAAAUAG
This is a messenger RNA of Onychomys torridus (southern grasshopper mouse), 954 nucleotides long. RefSeq names its product olfactory receptor 4S2. Gene Ontology annotation, cellular component: membrane. The transcript has a single exon. NCBI's taxonomy places the organism in Eukaryota, Metazoa, Chordata, Mammalia, Rodentia, Cricetidae. Gene Ontology annotation, molecular function: olfactory receptor activity; G protein-coupled receptor activity. The coding region runs from base 1 to 954 and encodes 317 amino acids. Gene Ontology annotation, biological process: G protein-coupled receptor signaling pathway. The record is from RefSeq and is a predicted model, not a curated record.